AUUGUGGGCUAGCGAGUGCAAGUUCUCAACCCUUUCCUCGUCUUUUCCUCUAAUAAACAAUCCAAAACGGUAUCGUCUAUAGACAAUGAGCACCCCAGAAGUCUGCCCUUCCUUCCAAACCCCCUUCUCAACUCCCGCGAACAACCUCCUCUGGACACCCUCACCAUCACCGACCACGUCAAGUGCGGCAGCAGAGCCGCCGCCAAAGCCCUUGCUCACCCUCUCAGCGGCAGACUACACCUCACUGCACACGUACAUCACGACAACAACUGUCCUCCCUCAAUCGUACCAGGCCUACAAAACCCUCUACCCGGACGUCCUGAGCCCGCUAACGGCAUCGAACCUCUACUCGAGAACGGGGCAAACACUCGUUUCCACAGCGGCACUGACAAAGUCGUACCAACUCUCCUUUAGCGACAUCUCGAGCAUCGCCACUGCAAUCAUUGGCUUCGCAACGGAGGCGCGGCUAUGGUAUCCGCGGCUGCAAUCGCAGUUGCAAGGACUGGAUGCGACGCCUACGGCAGCGCGCCAAGGUGGGGAGUGGGAGGGGAGGAGGGGGGCUGCGGUCACGGUGUUGAAGAUCCUGUGUAAUUUGGCGGAGAGGAAGGAGGAGAGGAUUGGGGUUAUUUUAGCACAGUUUACUUCGCUACGUGCCGAGACGUUACACUUAAAGUCUACAAUUGAGGAAAUCACCAAUGAGCUGUCCGCUCUCCAAGACACCAUAACAAGGGAAUCUGCAGAUAGGUCGGCGAGGUUACAAGCCCUACGUAUCCAGCGGGCCCUAGUGGAAGAAGAGCGUAGUGAGCGCAAUCGGGAACGAAACCGCGCGUUCCUCAAUCUGGGAUAUAUGUUCGUAAACCCCAUCCUCGGCCUCCUCACCACCGCAGCGACAGUCUCCAACGUCCAGACAGCAUACGAGUCCAAACGCCGCGAGCGCAACAACCUUGACGACGAAAUCGGCGCCGUCCACCACGGCCUGGCUGACCUCGAGAAAGCCACAAUCACGACGUGCUCGCUGGAAAUCGCGCUCACCGGCAUCCUCUCCGUCGUCGAUGCCUUCUUGCAAGUGUGCGGUUCCAUUAAGGCCACCUUCCGCAUCAUGCAAACGAACUUUGAGCUCGUGUCUACUUCCUUGCAUGCUACAUGUGAUUCCACUGCCGGUGAUGGGUUUUCGUGGGCUAUUGAGGACUUGCGGAGGGCUUGCGAGGUUUGGGAGAUGGUUGCGGAGAGGGCGUAUGAGUUUCAAAGUGAGGAGUUCUUGAAGGUUUGUGUUAAGAAGAAAGAGUAAUCGGGGGGUAUUGCUGUUUCUGGAUUAAGGUGGGGUUUAUCGUGGGCUUGGUGGAUUAUGGUUGGGGGUUUCUUUUGUUAAAGUUUUAUGGUAGGCUUGGUGUUUGCAAUGAUAUAUGUGCCCAUAUGA
Molecule: messenger RNA, 1417 nt
Organism: Tuber melanosporum (Perigord truffle)
Lineage: Eukaryota; Fungi; Ascomycota; Pezizomycetes; Pezizales; Tuberaceae
Exons: 3
Coding region: 86-1288 (400 amino acids)
Source: RefSeq, a predicted model, not a curated record